Messenger RNA from Exserohilum turcica Et28A, 1014 nucleotides. RefSeq lists its product as uncharacterized. The coding region runs from base 1 to 1014 and encodes 337 amino acids. NCBI's taxonomy places the organism in Eukaryota, Fungi, Ascomycota, Dothideomycetes, Pleosporales, Pleosporaceae. The record is from RefSeq and is a predicted model, not a curated record. The transcript has a single exon.
AUGGCAGUAUCCGAAGAGAAGACGACGCCAAAGUCCACACACGUAUCAGAUCCCGCCCUCGCGCCUUUCCUCGCCCCGCAAUUCGACCCCGCACAGUACCUCAAUGCCACCCUGCCCUCGCUCUCGCUAGGCUCAAGGCCAAAGACGGCCAAUGCCGCUUCCUUGGCCGACCUCUCCUCCCAGACCCAGGACCUCCUCUCCCAGCUCAAUGCGCAUACAACCCGCCUCUCGGCAAUACUGACCCAACUGACCGAUGACAUACUGCGGAGCGGCGGGCGACUGGCCUACGAGGUCGAGGUGUUGCGCGGAGAGGCAAUAGGACUUACAGAGAGCUUGACAGAUGGCCUGAAGGACGACGUGGAAAAGUUCCUGCCUGGCGGGCUCAAGUUAAAAGCAGAGUCAGCAGAUGGCGCGACUGGAAGCCCGACAGCAGAUGCGCCUGCUGAAGCGCUGCCAGAGCCGGCGCCAGCAGAAGACCAAGACAACACGCCUGAGUACAUUUCCGACCUCCGCACCCUCACCACCGUUCGCUCGCGUCUUGAGAAUGUCAUCAAGGUCUUUGGCGAAGCCAUGCACUGGACCAUACCUCCUACCGAGGUCUCGCUAGGAGCCUCUCUCAUCAGCGUCUCUGCCCCAGAGCCUGGCACCGACAGCGCCUCACGCGAACAAAAAGGCAAAGAGUUUGCCGCUUCGCUGCGCUCCGAGAUUGCCGACCUCAUCACCGGCGACCCAGACGGCGGCAUCCAAAAAGCAGAGAUACGGAUACAAGCGCUGAGAGACUUGGCCCGGGUUUGGAAGGGCACAGCAGAGGAAAAGGCAAGGACAAAGUUCGUCGAAGGCCUAGUCAAGCUGGCAGAGGACAAGCAACGAGAACUCGACAGGGAGAGGGAACGGACCAAGGAUCGAGGGCAGCAGAAGCCGGCUCAGAGCAGCGCGCCAAAGCCACAGCCGCAGCCACAAAGAACCGGUGGGUUCCUGGAGAAUCUUCAAAGAAUACGAGGCUUUGUUGAAUAA